UCGUUUGGAUUACUACGGGAACUGCAGCUCCGUCCCUGCAAGGAUUUUAUCCUCAGCACUGCACUGAUUAAGCUAUUUUUCUACAAAGAUGGCAGUGUGCAGGGUAGAAGGGAACAGGACCCAUAUGUCAGUGGUCUAGGAUGGCCAGUGAAGGCUCCAACAUCCCAAGUCCUGUGGUCCGUCAGAUUGACAAGCAGUUUCUGAUUUGCAGCAUAUGCCUGGAUCGUUACAAGAACCCCAAAGUACUUCCCUGCCUGCACACUUUCUGUGAGAGGUGCUUACAGAAUUACAUUCCAGCCCAUAGCUUAACCCUUUCUUGCCCCGUGUGCCGCCAGACCUCCAUUCUGCCAGAGAAAGGGGUUUCUGCACUCCAGAACAACUUCUUUAUCACCAACCUGAUGGAUGUCCUGCAGCGAACACCAGACAACAGCAUUGAAGAGUCCUCCAUCUUGGAGACUGUCACCGCUGUUGCUGCGGGCAAACCGCUUUCCUGCCCCAAUCAUGAUGGAAAUGUGAUGGAGUUUUACUGCCAGUCCUGUGAGACAGCCAUGUGCCGGGAGUGUACAGAGGGAGAACACGCAGAACAUCCCACGGUACCGCUCAAGGAUGUGGUGGAGCAACACAAGGCUUCCCUCCAAGUCCAGCUGGAUGCUGUCAACAAAAGGCUUCCAGAGAUCGACUCAGCCCUUCAUUUUAUAUCUGAAAUCAUACACCAGUUAACCAACCAAAAGGCUAGCAUUGUAGAUGACAUUCAUUCCACUUUUGAUGAACUCCAGAAGACUUUAAAUGUGAGAAAGAGCGUGCUGCUUAUGGAACUGGAAGUGAAUUAUGGCCUUAAACACAAAGUCCUCCAGACACAGCUGGAUACCUUACUUGAAGGACAAGAAAGCAUUAAAAGUUGCAGCAACUUCACGGCCCAAGCCCUCAACCAUGGCACUGAAACUGAAGUUCUGCUGGUGAAGAAGCAAAUGGGCGACAAGCUGAAUGAACUGGCAGAGCGGGACUUCCCGUUGCAGCCCCGUGAAAACGAUCAGUUAGACUUCAUAGUGGAGACAGAAGGCCUGAAGAAGUCCAUUCACAAUCUGGGAACUAUUUUAACCACCAAUGCUGUUGCCUCUGAAACAGUUGCCACAGGUGAGGGAUUGAGGCAGACAGUGAUUGGACAGCCCAUGUCCGUUACCAUCACAACUAAGGACAAAGAUGGGGAGCUCUGUAAAUCUGGGAAUGCUUACCUCACUGCUGAACUGAGCACGCCUGAUGGGAGUGUAGCAGAUGGAGAAAUACUUGACAAUAAAAAUGGCACUUAUGAAUUUUUGUAUACUGUUCAGAAAGAAGGGGACUUCACUUUGUCACUGAGACUUUAUGAUCAACAUAUCAAGGGCAGCCCAUUCAAACUUAAAGUGGUCAGAUCAGCAGAUGUGUCCCCUACUACUGAAGGGGUUAAGAGGCGUGUUAAAUCUCCUGGCAGUGGUCAUGUGAAGCAGAAAGCUGUGAAAAGACCUGCAAGCAUGUAUAGCACCGGCAAAAGAAAAGAGAAUCCCAUUGAAGAUGAUUUGAUCUUCAGAGUAGGCACCAAAGGAAGAAACAAAGGGGAAUUUACAAAUCUUCAAGGUGUAGCUGCAUCUACAAAUGGAAAAAUAUUAAUAGCAGACAGUAACAACCAGUGUGUGCAGAUAUUUUCCAAUGAUGGUCAGUUCAAAAGUCGUUUUGGCAUACGAGGAAGGUCUCCUGGCCAGUUGCAGCGGCCAACAGGAGUGGCUGUGCAUCCCAGUGGUGACAUCAUUAUUGCAGAUUAUGAUAACAAAUGGGUUAGCAUAUUCUCAUCAGAUGGAAAAUUUAAGGCCAAAAUUGGGUCUGGAAAGCUCAUGGGCCCUAAAGGUGUUUCUGUGGAUCGUAACGGACACAUCAUUGUAGUGGACAAUAAAGCAUGCUGUGUCUUCAUCUUCCAGCCAAACGGGAAAAUAGUCACCAGGUUUGGUAGUCGAGGAAACGGUGACAAGCAGUUUGCAGGUACACUUGAUGGUCCUCAUUUUGCAGCUGUAAACAGCAACAAUGAAAUUAUCAUUACAGAUUUUCAUAACCAUUCUGUCAAGGUAUUUAACCAGGAGGGAGAAUUCAUCCUGAAGUUUGGAUCAAAUGGAGAAGGAAAUGGACAAUUUAAUGCACCAACUGGAGUAGCUGUAGAUUCUAAUGGAAAUAUUAUCGUAGCAGAUUGGGGAAACAGCCGAAUACAGGUUUUUGAUGGAAGUGGAUCAUUUUUAUCCUACAUUAACACCUCUGCUGACCCACUUUAUGGUCCUCAAGGUCUGGCUCUUACUUCAGAUGGCCAUGUUGUAGUUGCAGACUCCGGAAAUCACUGCUUCAAGGUCUAUCGAUACUUACAGUAGCAAUGAGCUCGGGAGCUGGAUAAUCGUCCACCCUUAAGAAAAGACUGGUCCUAGAGAUCCAAUGCAGGAUAUCUCCUACUUUGAAUUAAUUUUUAAUAAUGAAGGAGUCUCUUAUGGACUUCUCGUGUUAAUUUCCAAACUUACCUUGUUUACAUAGGACUUGCACCUCUUAUGUUUCUCACUGAACUUUUUGUUGUAAGGGUUAAUAUACAAAAUCCUCUUUAACUGAAUUCCUAAAGACAAUGUGAUAUUAAACACAAACUGCAACUUACAGAACUGGAAUUAACUAAUUAGGCAAAAAUGAUAAAAAUCUGGGAGAAGUCCCCAAAGCUUUUUGAAGACUGCGAAGGGUAGCUCCUGCUCAGAGCUUCCACAUUUAAAGUAUCAUUGUUAUGCAUUAUUUAACCCAGAGGUGAUCCUGGGAAUCUUCUAGAUCUCAUUAUCAUGGUAGGUAUUACACUUCUAACAUUCUUCAGUCUUACUAUCUAUAACAAGUAGGUCCUUUUAGUAUAAGGUUAAGUCUCACAAAAUCCGUCUAGCUCUAACCGUCAGACCUAACACAGCUC
This is a messenger RNA of Leptosomus discolor (cuckoo roller), 2953 nucleotides long. It is a transcript of the gene TRIM2, whose product is annotated as tripartite motif containing 2. The record is from RefSeq and is a predicted model, not a curated record. Gene Ontology annotation, biological process: proteasome-mediated ubiquitin-dependent protein catabolic process; protein polyubiquitination. Gene Ontology annotation, molecular function: ubiquitin protein ligase activity; zinc ion binding; protein binding. Lineage: Eukaryota; Metazoa; Chordata; Aves; Leptosomiformes; Leptosomidae.